AUGGAACAAACUAGGAGUGAUAAAGUCUUCUCUCUAUCUACAGGGAAUGAAGUAGUUUCCAGUUUACCACUGCAGAUGGCCCUCUAUUUCAACGUUUAUUUUUUCCCAUUUUGGUGGCUCAGCGCAGUUGUCAUGCUGCAUCUGAAGUAUCCAAUCUUGUCAGAUUACUACAAGUUCAUCCUGGUCACAAUCAUGAUCCUAGUCUCUGUAAUAGAGAUCAUUCGACUCUACCUGGGAUACAUGGGCAAUCUGCAGGAGAAGGUCCCUGAGCUGGCUGGGUUUUGGCUCCUGACUCUCCUCCUGCAGUUGCCUAUGAUUCUCUUCUUGCUCUUUAACGAAGGUCUGAAAAUUCAGCCACUGGAGCGAGCAGUCCAUAUCAUCUUUGCGCUCUUCCUCACCUUCCAAGUCAUUGCAGCCUUUGUCACCCUGAAACGGAUGGUAAACAAACUGGCAACUCGCUUCCGCCUUAAUGAAUUUGACCAUCCUCUGCCUGAGUUUUACAGCCUGGGUAAAGAAGAGAGAGCAGUUCCGUGGCUGGUUGGGGCCCACGCCGAGGAGGUUCACCCACCAAGUGCUGUCUGGGGAUCACACGCUGGGGGCCUGAGAAGCUAA
Messenger RNA from Eurypyga helias (sunbittern), 612 nucleotides. RefSeq names its product transmembrane protein 17-like. The record is from RefSeq and is a predicted model, not a curated record. The transcript has 3 exons. Gene Ontology annotation, cellular component: ciliary transition zone. Gene Ontology annotation, biological process: non-motile cilium assembly. Bases 1 to 612 code for a protein of 203 amino acids. NCBI's taxonomy places the organism in Eukaryota, Metazoa, Chordata, Aves, Eurypygiformes, Eurypygidae.